Messenger RNA from Ctenocephalides felis (cat flea), 795 nucleotides. RefSeq lists its product as uncharacterized. The transcript is spliced from 2 exons. The coding region runs from base 1 to 795 and encodes 264 amino acids. The record is from RefSeq and is a predicted model, not a curated record. NCBI's taxonomy places the organism in Eukaryota, Metazoa, Arthropoda, Insecta, Siphonaptera, Pulicidae.
AUGAAAUUUUUUGUGGUUUUUGCGGUGCUUUCGCUGAGUGGUGCGUUUGUCUCUGCCGAGGAGCAACAGAGUGAAAUAACAUCAUGUCUCAAGAAGGAUUCUAUUUCUUGUUUGCAAAUGAUUGCUUUCCGUAAAGCCAGAGAAUUCUUUAACCAGAAGAGUAUUCCUAUUUUUGCGGGAUUAUCUUUGGACAAAAAACCAGUAGAAGGACGUGACGCCAGAUCAUCUGAAAACAUUUUAAGUGAAAAUAAAAUUGAAGCUUCAGAAGAUGUGGAAUCACGAAGCAACGCAAUUCAAUCCUAUGUCGCAAACAACUUGGCAAACUUUGUUAACCAACGCUCCUUGAGUGUAAACCUUGUCGAUGCGGCCAGAAGUUUAAUGGGAUUCGAUAGCACUGCUGAAGAAGUCAUCGAAGUCGAAGAAGAUGUUCCCGGAGAGGAAGGUCGUUCCAAGAAGAAGAAGGUCCUCAAGAAGGUCAAGAAAAGCAUCCUUCCUUUGUUGCUCGCCAUCAAGAUGAAAGUAGCCGUUCUCGCCGUCAUCACCUUCUUCGGAAUUGCUCUGAUCGCCAAGAAAGCUUUGUUGGCUUCCCUCAUCUCAUUGGCCAUUUCCGGUUUCAUCGGGCUCAAGAAGUUGUUGGCUAAGAAAUCUCACCACUAUGUCGCCGAGGAAGUGCCAUACCACGGCGGAUGGUCCUCAGGCGGCGGCUGGGAUUACCACGGUGACUCCCACGGCGCAUACAGUUCGCCAGUAGCCCAACAUUUAGCUUACUCCGGACACAAGGCAUCCAACCGGUAA